UUUCUUAUUAAUUUAAUUUCUUCUUGUCUCCUUUUUGAUCUUUUCUCUUCUGGCUGGUUUCCUUUGGUUUUUUAAUCUCCUAUAUAUGUUUUCCAGCCUUGUAAAUAGCAUUGAUCUGAUCAUGAGUGUUUCUUGUUGAGGGCAUCUCUCUUGUGGAAUCUGAGGGGACGUGACUGUAGAAUUCUAGAAGGUUUUUUUGCUACAAAUUAAAGAGAUAGAAGAAGAAGAAGAAGAAGCAAAGAGCAGAUAUUGGUGAGAAAAUUCUGGUGUCUAACUUAUUUGAUUGAUUGGUUCAAUCCUAGUCAUAUUUGUCAUCAAGCGGUUCUCUCUGACAUCCUCUGCCUUUGUCAACUCUAUUUUGGCUUUGGUUUUAAUCCGAAUUUUCGGUGGUUUAUUGGCGGAAGAGGUUGUCUGCAGCAGAGGCUUUUGUAUAUUUUUUUGGUAUUCAUGUCUCAACAAAGGCAGAACAAGAUGGUGGGUGCAAACAAUGCCGCACAUGUAGGCGACACAACCCGCACCAAGAUCUUUGUUGGAGGAUUGGCUUGGCAGACUCAAAGGGAUAGCUUGCAGCGUUAUUUUGAGCAGUUUGGAGAGAUUCAAGAGGCUGUUGUCAUCCUUGACAAAAAUUCAGGAAGAUCAAAAGGCUAUGGCUUUGUAACCUUUAAGGAUCCGGAAUCAGCCAUUAGAGCUUGUCAGGACAAGUCUCCUCAUAUUGAUGGAAGAACAGCAAAUUGUAACCUUGCAGCCUUAGGGGCACAAAAAAACUACCCAAGUACCACUCCUCAACGAGGAAUGGAGAAAUUCAGAUCAUCUUUUAGAACCAUGGCUCCAGUUCCUUAUCAAGGCACCACCACCUCUACAUAUUUUCAUCAACAUGUUCCCCACUACGCAUUCCCACAAUCAGCAUAUGGGUAUCCUUAUUACCCACAAGACAUGUUUCCGAUGAACUAUUACAAUGCAUAUGGUGGUGGCCAACAGUUGCCAUCUUAUUACGCCUUUGUAGCAGCCGGGUCUCCUGAAGCCUAUAAUUACUAUCCCUUCCAUGCCCAAUAUGGACAUGAAAGUCCUCUGCAAAUCCCCAAAACAACACAACAUCCUUAUUUGCCUCCCACGUCAUCAGUUUCCCCAUCUACCACUGCAACUGCAAUACCAGGCCCCCCAGCAGCAAUUGCUGCCGCAGGAGUGCCAGGAACAGAAACAGCCUCUGAACAGAAUUCAUCAGCAUAAUUUGAAUGACAGAAAGUUAUUACGUUACAAGAGUAGAAGAGUCCAACAGAAAAAAAAAAAAAAAAUGCAGAAAGGAUUACAAAGGAUCAUAGAUCAUAGCAGAUUAAAGAAAGGAACAGUUUUUCAUUAUAUAUUCGUUUCCAACAUUCCUGAGCAGGUGGGUUUGCUGGGAAAAAGUAAACAAGCAUAGAAGACACUAGAUAUAGUUCAUUACACAGGCAUUUUGCAUGUCAGUCUAGUGUUUUUUUCUUUUUGACUUGCAAUGGAUUACUACAAGUAUCUAGAUUUAAUUUUAAUACACAUUUUUAGAUCCAUAAUCUCCAUCAGGAUAUUGCUUUCA
Molecule: messenger RNA, 1567 nt
Organism: Corylus avellana
Lineage: Eukaryota; Viridiplantae; Streptophyta; Magnoliopsida; Fagales; Betulaceae
Molecular function (GO): RNA binding
Source: RefSeq, a predicted model, not a curated record